AAAAAAGAAAGAAAGAAAAAAAACCAAAGCACCCUAAUCCUGGCCAAGGCAGCAAAGCCCUGCGGGGCGUCAGCAGCCGGGGCAAGGUGCGCUUGGGGCGGACCUUGGCCAGGAGCACCCAGCGGGUGCUGCCGGGGCUCGGCACCCCCCCGUGACCAUGCCGGUGCUGGGGGUCGUCACGGCGGCAGCGGCCGGGCUGGUGGUGCUGCUGCUGCUGGCGGUGCCGACGGCGGUCGCUCGCCUGUUCCCUUUCUUCUGGGUCGACUUGGCGGCCUUCGGCGCCUUGGCGAGGUCGUCGGUGCGCUGCCGGCGGCGGUUGAACCGCCAGCCCGCCGUCACCCUCCUCGACGUCUUCCAGGGCCACGCUCGCCGCCGGCCCCGCUGGCCCCUGCUCCGCUUCCAGGAUGAGGUUUACACCUACGAGGACAUGGACCGCCGGAGCAACCGGGCCGCCCGCGUGUUCUCCCGGCGCCUGGGGCUGCAGCCGGGCCGCACCGUCGCCGUCUUCCUCCCCAACGACCCCAGCUACGUCUGGACCUGGCUGGCGCUGGCCAAGCUGGGAUGUCCCAUGGCUUGUCUCAACUGCAACGUGCGGGGCCGGGCGCUGCAGCACGCUCUCGCCGCCGCCGGGGCCUCCCUCCUCCUCGCCAGCCCCGAGCUCCAGGCCGCCGUGGAGGAGGUGCUGCCGGCCCUGCAGCGCGACGGCACCCGCGUGUUCUACCUGAGCUCCGGGUCCCCGACGCCGGGCAUCGAGGCCCUGCUGCCCGCCAUCGAGGUGGCCCCCGAUGAGCCCCCGCCCGCCCGCCACCGCGCCGGCGUCACCGCCAAGUCCAAGGCCAUGUACAUCUACACCUCCGGCACCACCGGGCUGCCCAAGGCAGCGGUGGUCACAGAGAUGAAGCUGAUGAUGGUGGCCAACCUGGCCCGGCUCUGCGGUCUGCGGCCUGACGAUGUCAUCUACACGACGCUGCCGCUCUACCACUCAGCCGGGCUGCUCGUCGGGGUGGGAGGGUGCUUCGAGGUCGGAGCCACCUGCGUCCUACGGGCCAAGUUCUCUGCCUCCCAAUUCUGGGACGACUGCCGCCGCUACAACGUCUCCGUCAUCCAGUACGUGGGUGAGCUCAUGCGCUACCUCUGCAACACACCCAAGCGUGCCGACGACCGGGAGCAUGGGGUGCGCUUGGCGUUGGGCAAUGGCCUGCGGGAAAAGGUGUGGAGGGAGUUUCUUCAGCGCUUUGGGCCUGUCUCCAUCUGGGAGUUUUAUGGGGCAACCGAGGGCAACGCCGGCUUCAUCAACUACACCGGGAAGAUCGGGGCCGUGGGCAGAGCCAACAUGUUCCUCAAGAGGUUUGCUCCCUUUGAGCUGAUCAAGUAUAACGUGGAGGAGGAUGAACCUGUACGUGACGAGCGAGGUCUCUGCAUACGAGUCCGCCCCGGUGAGACGGGGCUGCUGGUCAUCAAAAUCACCCAGAACACCCCUUUCGACGGCUACGCGGGCGAUUCCCAGAAGACAGAGAAGAAGGUCUUGAGGGAUGUCCUGGUCAAAGGCGACACCUUCUUCAACAGCGGUGACCUCCUCAUGAUCGACCACGAAAGAUUCGUCUACUUCCAGGACCGCGUGGGAGACACUUUCCGUUGGAAAGGCGAGAAUGUGGCCACGACGGAGGUGGAAGCCACUCUUGCCACGGUUAACUUCAUCCAGGAGGUCAAUGUCUACGGAGUGGCCGUGCCAGGGUGCGAGGGGCGGUGCGGCAUGGCAGCCAUCCGCCUGAAGCCCGGGGCGAGCUUCGAGGGCGAGAGCCUCUACGCCUUCACCGGGGACACGCUGCCCAGCUACGCCGCCCCCCGCUUCGUGCGCAUCCAGGACGCUCUGGAGAUCACGGGGACCUUCAAGCAGUGCAAAGGCAACCUCGUCAAAGAAGGCUUUGACCCCAACAUCAUCAAAGACCCCCUCUUCCUACGGGACGACAAGAAGAAAUCGUACGUGCCCCUGAACCCCGACACCUACGCUGCCAUCCUGGACAUGAAGCUCAACCUGUAGAAGGAGCUGCACCACGCCGGGGUCUCCCUGACGGCCUGGGGCUGUAAUUGCCUAGGGGCAACUAGCAAGGCCAAUUCGGGGCCCGUCAGGCAUUUUUUUGCUUCCUUCAGGGAGUUCCUCGUGGUGUUGGAGCACGAUGAGGGUGACGGGCUGGUCUGAGUGCUCGCUAUCCCAUCCCGACACCCCCGUGCCAUGCCGGCUGUGGAAAUUAAAGGCUUAAUUCCAAUUA
This is a messenger RNA of Tyto alba (common barn owl), 2270 nucleotides long. Its product is annotated as very long-chain acyl-CoA synthetase-like. The transcript is spliced from 10 exons. Gene Ontology annotation, cellular component: endoplasmic reticulum. The record is from RefSeq and is a predicted model, not a curated record. The coding region runs from base 158 to 2041 and encodes 627 amino acids. Gene Ontology annotation, molecular function: long-chain fatty acid transmembrane transporter activity; long-chain fatty acid-CoA ligase activity. Lineage: Eukaryota; Metazoa; Chordata; Aves; Strigiformes; Tytonidae.